AUGAAUCGGAGAAAUUGUAGUCGAAUACACAUUUGUAAUUGGUUUAGUGGUUCAAAGAUGUCACGGAAUUAUAAAGAAAAGUACGAGGUCAAUAAUGCGAGACGAAGUCACACUUUUAUGUCGGCUGAUGAUGUGGCUGCUGGUAAAAAGUCAUUUUGGCAAGAGUUGGAGAUAACAGGAUCGAUUAGGAACCUAAGUUCAAAUUUGUGGCAACUUUCGUUCCUCACAUCUUUGUACCUGAAUGACAAUUGCCUUUCUCGUCUCCCCGGCGACAUUGCCAAGCUGACCAAUUUGCGAACUCUCGAUUUAUCUAAUAACAAAUUACGUAGUUUACCCGCAGAGUUGGGCGAGCUCAUCUACCUCAGGGAGUUAUUAUUGAAUAACAAUUAUCUCCGCGUGCUUCCGUACGAACUCGGAAAACUUUUUCAUCUGCACGUUCUGGGGUUGCACGGAAAUCCUCUGAAUAAAGACGUUUUGGCUCUCUAUGGCGAACCGAACGGAACGCAAAAACUACUAACCUACAUGUUGGAUAAUCUAAGAGUUUUUUAA
This is a messenger RNA of Pediculus humanus corporis (human body louse), 549 nucleotides long. RefSeq lists its product as uncharacterized. The record is from RefSeq and is a predicted model, not a curated record. The transcript is spliced from 5 exons. Bases 1 to 549 code for a protein of 182 amino acids. Gene Ontology annotation, molecular function: protein binding. NCBI's taxonomy places the organism in Eukaryota, Metazoa, Arthropoda, Insecta, Psocodea, Pediculidae.